AAGCAGAUUAAAGAUCGGGACAGGAAGGGUCCGGUUUAGGGAAACAGGAAAACUGAUGCAAGGAAGUGGCCUACGUCACCAGCCAGCCCACUGCAGCCUGUGCUAAAAGUAAAAUCCAGAGCCAACGCAAGCAUGGAGUCUUUGCUCAAGUCACCAAUGAAACUUGUGGUUUUGACAGGUAUGUGAACUUAUCUAUUCUCUAACACGGCAGGUAUCUGACACGAGAACAGCAGGGGAUUUAGCCGCUGUAUUUGUGGGGCCUAUGUGUCAAUUAUGAAGAGUUUGUGUUAUCUGAUCAGACCACUGUUUUUUUUUUCCUUGAUAAAAAAUUGUAAUCACUGACUUUAAAAUUAAAUAGUAUAUUUAUUCAUUUUUGGUGACUUUGAAUUUUUUGCGUUGCCUGUUUACCUGUUUGUAUUCUGACUUGAUUUUUCAAAACCCCUCAUGUGAUUGAAUGAGUCACAGGUUAACACAAUUAAAACACAUUAGAGAAGAUUUCAUUUUAAGAGGAGCCUCGUUCUGCGGUCGGUGAUAAUAUUACUUCACAAACUUACACACUCUUGUCUUUACAGCAUGGCUCUGCAGUCUAAUGGACCCAUGCAGCCUCUCUGACAUUUGUGAGUCUUGUCAUGAAUUGGCAACAUGCAAGGCCCUGAACGGAUCAAACAACGCCUGCCUCUGCAACCAAGGAUACACUGGAGAUGGAACGACAUUUUGCAAUGGUAAAUAUGAACGUAGAAAAAACCUCGCUCUGUCUUUGUGUAUAACUAUUUAGAAUGAUCUAAUAGUACAACUCUCUUUGUGUUGAGCUGUCAUGGAAGCCUUGACUAUUUUGAGAGGCCUUUGUUGUUUGUUGCUCUGUGUUGGCAGACAGAAGCAACAAAAAUCUGUGCCAUAUAACAAGGAUGUGAGGUUUUUAAACAUCUCAGGCACGAGAUGUGUUAAAAAUAUUGCACAAAUAUUGCAUGACAACAAUACAUCAAAAUUUAGGAAGAAAUACCAUUCAAAUAAAAUCCUCCCUGCAGUGAUUUAAUCAAAGAAAUCUAUGAAAUCUACUGUGUUAAGAGUUGUAAAAUGUUUGCACUCCCUCUCCAGACAUACUUUAUUUACCUUGUUAAUGUGUAGCUGGCUGUUUUAGCAAGGACGAUUCUUAAAAAUGACACUUCUCUUUGAAGACAAAAUUUUAAACAAACAAAAACCUGUAGUAAUUUUGAAGCCAGCAUGUUGCAGUCCUUUGUUCAAAUGCCUAGGAGGGAAUUAUCUACCUCUGAGAUUUUUAUGCACAAAGAAACUUGUUUUCCCCUCUUUUUUUGGCAUUGUUAUUGAUUUUCAAGUGUAAGGCUCCAUUUGAGUGGUUCAUUGCGGAGAAGUUUCAAUUACUUUGUGCCAACUAUUCUCCCUUUAAGAGUAAGUUUGUUUCGGUGUGACCAGCUAAAGUUAAGUUCAGAUACUUUCACUUUUUGCUCACCAUCAAGCUGGCAGCUCACUUCUUCUGGGGAUUUUCAGCUCUGCAGCGUGAGCGGUAUCUUUACGAUGCAGCUUUAUUGGUAACAUUUUGAGUGGCCAGUGUUGCCUCUCCAUCUGCAUUGUUACUCCUGUUAUGUUUCUGGCCUGUUUAGAAUUCCUGGAGCCCUUUCUGUUUCCUGACCAAACCUGAUCACAAUCAGAGUAGAGCUCAAAUUUGACAGGAGCCAAAACUAAAUCAAAACAUGGGGAGUAUUGAGAAAAGUGUGGCAAAUGAUUUGAAAACAAGAUAAAUUAGAGUCCUGACUGAGCUAAUGCAAAUUUAAAGUCAAAAAUCCCCCUGCAUAAAGGGCUUUUUGGAAAAUCUCACAAGUUGUACCAUAAAUAAGUUCACACCACAUGUUACGAUCAAAUGUUUGAGGGUCCAUUUAAUGACCAAAAACCAAAGUGACCAAAGAAACAAUCAAGCUCCUGCACACUUGAAGAUAAAACCAAGACAUCAAAGCGAGUCAUAAAGUUUGUGGGUGCAAUGUUUGUGCAACAGUGUCAGUUUAAGGGUCCCGUGUGUUAUGAAGGUAUUUCCCUUCUUCAUACAGUCACCUCCCUCAUCAGAGAGGAGGAUUUCCCUUCCCGGACAGCUUUUGUGCAAAAGGUACAGAGGAGAGGAAGAGCGCGGCGUUCAUCAUACCUAGACAAGUGAAAACAACAAUGGAAAGUCUUAGUUGGUCAGUUUCCAGUAAACUGGGGAGCAGAGAUGGAAGCUGGACCAGCACUUACUGUACUGUACAGGCUACAGCUGCACCCACAGGGAACUGGAGCAUUUUCAAUCUGGGCAGCAAUAUUUGAGUUCCUCUGUAUUUAAUACAAGUAAAACCACUUCAGCAAUAACAGAUGUGAACAACAGAGGUAGCAUUUAAGUUAAGGCUUUAAUCAGGGCUCUGAUAACUUAGAGGAGUUUGAGAAAAGACCACAACAGAUAAACAUUUGGUUUAUCUGAAUACAAAGACCUUGGAUCAAGAUAAAACUUGGCUUCUCUUAAACAGCAAUCCAAUCAGGGAUGUCAGUUAAAAUAUGUAAAACAAACCAAGAACAGAAGAAAAGAAUAAAAAGUUUCCAGUUCAAACCUCACCGUUUACUGCACAUGGACACAAAGAUUGAUACCUCCUGAAUUUAAAGCUGGUGUUUUCUGUCGAGCGCUGAUAACUGUUCUAUUUCAGGAUUAACCGCAGUGUUAGCUGUCAAAAGGCAUGGCUUUCUGGUAGGACAAAUACUUUGAAUAAUUCAAAGAUGAGGGUAAAAAAAAAUAUUAUUGAAAACACAGUGUAAGAAACGUUCUGCUCUUUUUUUUUUUGUCCCAGUUGCAAAAUAGAUUUUAAUUUAGCGUUUUGAACGAGGGGGGAAGGUGCAUCAUAAGAGCAGCUGCCUUAUCCCAGAGUGUAUUGAAAGGCCUCAUGGGAAAUGUAGGAAAUGAAGCAGGAGUCCCAAGACAUCAUCAACUGAAACAAAGAAAAAAUAUUGUAAUAAUAGGCAACAUGCUGAAAAAUAAAAAACAAGUGAUGUUCUCAGUGCAUUAUUAAACAGCUCAAUAUCGCCCAAAGAUAACAAUUCUACAUCUCCCAAAAAAAAGCUUAAUAUGUAACUUGUUUUUUUCUAAUAAAUGUAAUCACUUUUGUAUUUUAUUUCAUUCGUAAUAAACACGAGGACAUCUCAGUAGACUUGAGCUGCUAUCUUGUUCAUCCUGUUUAAUCCACUGCUUCUGAAAAUUACAUCAACUUGAAAUUAAGGUUUCGUUUUUUUCAUCCAGUAUCUAAUUUGUUUCCUCGCAGGUCAAAGAGUUCUUAAGCCUUUAAUUUUUUUAAAUUUUUAUUUCCUCCAGCAGUUAACAGCUUUGACUCCCUCUCUCCUCUUUAUUCCCCCGCAGAUGACAAUGAAUGCCAGAAUGUGACUAAUAUCUGCGGGAAAAGGGGGAACUGCACCAACACAGUGGGCAGCUACUACUGUACAUGCGUCUCUGGAUACACAUCCACAGGACUGGACAAGUUCCAGCCCAACGAUGGCACCGACUGUAUCGGUAAGGAACUUGCUCAGAAAUGAAAAUAGAUUUUGGAUACACACUGAUGAUUGUAGAGAGGGAGUAGCCUACUACUCAUUUAUACUGUAUGUGUGUGAACGUGGAAGCAGUUGCCCCACAGCUGUGAAAGCGUCAGAGCUGUGUGUGCUUGUGCGUGUGAGCUGUUCUCUCUUUCUUUCACCGUGCUGUGGAGGAUGAACAUGUUGGAGGGAGUUUUUCUCCCAGCCUUCCACUUCCUUCCCAUCUGCUGUUCUGAGUCAACACCUGAGAUCUUUUGCACCAUUUGAAAAAAAAAAAGCAGCACCUUUAACCCUUGUGUUUUGCACCGAGUGUUUCUGCAGAUAUCCAACUUGGAGGCACACUCCACAUUAUACAGUAAAGAAACAUGUGGCUGAUCUUAGAAGCUGAAUUAUGAAUAUUCAAACUCUGUUGGAGUUGCUUUUAUCUCUCAAAAUCAAUCAAAUAUUAUGACUAGAACUAUUUUAUAGGUAUGAAUAUAUGUUUUCACUCCACUUUCAGUUUGAAUAUCUCUAAUUUUGUGAUAGAAGUAUUGUGCAAAAAUAUAUUUUUAGUUGUAUGUUGAGAUCAUUCCUCUGAUCGUGUAUUUUAACUUUAAAUUCCAUCUGAAUUCCUUAUUUGCAUACUCCAGAUAUUGAUGAAUGCAAGUCCGAACAGGUCUGUGGGCCAAACUCACACUGCCAUAAUACGAAUGGAUCUUUCUAUUGCACCUGUCAGCGUGAUUACAUCCCAACUUCAGGCUCCAAGCACUUUCAUCCAGGGAGAGGAGCGAGAUGUAAAGGUGGGUAGGAGGAAGAAAGAGCACACAACACACACUAUCAUAUACCAUGGUACUUACAUUCAAGGACACAUCUUUCCUCAUCUCAGUUUUCUUCUGCACGCAACACAGGACUAGCCAUUUUAUAAUUUUUCUUCAGAGAGGAAUCUAUUAUGCAAUACAUCAAGUAAACGGUGCAAUCUUCAAUUUUCUGCUGUUUUUUCUCCCCCCAAAGCUGAUAACAAAGACAGGCAUGUGAUGUUAUCCCUGCGCAAGUUUUUAUGCAGCUCAGGCUUUACUGUAACCUGCUCUAUCCAGCUGAAAUUAUGGAAAUGAAUUAAGCAAUCAAAGAGACACUUUUCGUAAUUGUUGUUUUGCAGAUCAUCCCCAAAAAUACUGCCAUGACAACACCGGGUGCAUCACGCAGACAGUCAACAAAACACUUGAAUAUGUGAGUACCCCCCCCUUCUCAGAGUUUUAACUGGAUGAGGUUAAAAUAGAUUGGAUAACACUGCCCUCUAUUGGAGAAGAAUAAGGUGAACAUGUGAUGGCAGGCAGAAAAAAAGGCUUCAGUCACAAGGACACUUCAUCACCUGCAUUAACCAACAUGAACCUGCAGUAACAGAGUCCUAACCUUCUGUUGAACCAACUUUGGGCAAGAAAUGUGAAAAUAUCAGAAAUUUGUAGAGGUCUGGACAAUAUUUGAUAUCUGCGAUUGAUUUUAUAUGUCUUUGACUAAUAGGACACCUGAUAUCAUUGAGUGCUAGGUUUGUUUCUGCUCUGAUAAACAGCGGACUUGAGAUUUCAUGUAUCAGCACGUAUUAAAGAACAUUUUAAGACAUUUCUCUAGCUUGUUGGACAGCAUCUUAGCACGCUUCUACUUUCCUCCAUGAUUUCUCUUAUUAUUACUGGAUGAGUAUGGGGAAUAAAACAUUUGUCUUCUGUUGUGUGAGACACUUAUGUAGAAAUAAAAUAAAAUUUCAAGCCUUGAAAUUAAAAGUCAGACCAAGCAUAGAGAAGUUUGGUCAAGGGAACAAAAAUACUUGAUUAAGAAAGCCUCCAAUGAAAAUAUUUGGCUUUUUGAUACUUCAAAUGAAAUCUCAGAAUUUUUUUUCCACUCCUUUUAUUUUUAUUUUUUUAUUUUAUUGAAUUAAAACAAAUAAGGUGCUUUAAAAAAAAGAAAACUACAUGUCAGGUGCAACAAUUUUAGGUUUCAGUUUUAUGAGUUGUAAGCACUGUUAAUAAAGAGCUGCCAUUUUCUUUGCAAAAGUCUUCUACUCUACUGACCAAACACCCUCUCUAUGAUUCUCCCACGCCUGACUUUUUAUUUGCCUAUUAUAAGAUUUUUGUCUAAUUAACAGAGCAGCUGUUCUUGUAAGGAAUUAAAAAUCAAGGAUAUCUACUUCAAAGUCUCAAACAAACACAAGUCUACAGUGGAGAUAUUUUUAGAAAUCAUCUAAAGACGUGAUUCCUUUCAAAUUCUCUUUUUCUUUGACACAUUCAAGUUAAAAAAAAAUCGUUCUCCCCAAUCCUAGAUGAGCAACCUCACAGAGCCGCAGAGUCUGCUGAAGGAAAUUGCCAAGCAGACAUCUGGAGAUCUCACCUCAGUGGAAGUGAUUGCAUAUAUUGAGGCCUUGAGCCGGUCGACAUCAACGCUGGCUGGUUACCCUGUCCAACCAUCUGCCAUCAACUCAACUCUUACAGUAAUUUAUCUUUGUUUGGUAUUUGUCUGUCUUUUUUAAGCUUGUGUGCUCUGCCUGAUCUGCAGCUUUGCUUUGAACUGGUCUUGGUAAAAAUAACACCACAUGCAGUUGAAUUUUAUGACUGUGUAUGAGACAGUCCAUGUAAGCCUGUGUUGCUUAUGUUAUAAAAAUCAAAGCAGAUGUCAUCAUCUGUUGACAUAGGCUAAAAUAUUUCCUCGUGUUCAUAUGAGACGUGAAUAAAAUCAUGUUGCCUUGGAUGCUACACACACGUCAGAGAAAAAUCUCCUUUUCAACAGAAAUUAGUGACAGCAGUAAAUAACCUGGUGGAGAAGGACGAGCUGGUGGCUUGGAGCAGAAUGAAAGAAGAGCGUCGGGAACACACCGUCAGCAAGCUGCUGCACACUGUAGAAGAAAGUGCUCUGACACUGGCCAAUAACUACAAAACUCCCACUGAGCUGCAAAUUAAAGCCCCUGAAAUGGGUAAAACUAUUAUUAACAGACAAUCCUGAACUAUUCCAAAUCUGUCUGCUGCCACUUUUGUGCAGGAACAUGCACAGUGGGUAAAUGUUCUUGUCAUACUUUUCUUUCUCUUAUAAUAUUCUUCGCAGAGUUGAAACUCUUCACUUUUGAUGCUCAACACACAAAAGCCAAACUAUCUGCUUCCAUGGGUGGAGAUUUGAUGAGCCUGUUUCCAAAACCGAGACCAGGGGAGAACCGAAAUGGUAAAGUUAUGUGGUACACAUGUUAACCUUCCUCCUGUGUUAGCUUUUACUACGCACCCAGGGUCGGUUUUGACCCAUGUCUUAAAUCAGCCGUAAAUUACACUAAAAACUAUUCUCUAUCAUCCAAUUUGGUUCUCAUCUCUAGGUUACCUUGUUAGGCUUCAUUAUCCAUGAAAAUAUUGCUUAUAAUAGUUUUUGUAGUGGGCCUCUGGGCCUUUCUUUUUCAGUAUACACCUCAUACAGACAUCCAAACUGAAUUGAUCUUACAUGUCUGGACAUGCUCGACAUUGUUUUUUGUGCAGGGAAAAACCAUAGACUGUAUAUAAGAGUAAGUAAUAUAAUAUAUAGUAAUAUAGUAAUAUAUAGUAAUAUAAGUAUAUCUUAUAUACAGUCUAUGGGAAAAACAUGGAAAAAUGAGAAUUUCCUAAAUUUCACAUGAUUGGAAGAGGACUUGACUGUCAGUGUGGUGCCUGACAGUGCACAUUUGAUUUCAAUUUUUACUCUAAUUUUGUUAGAUAUUGAUCUAACCAGGUCAACAGCGACCCUAACACCACAAGUGCCAUAAUUUUAAUAAAAGCAUUUUAUAAUUUAGUCAAUUUAAUUUUUUCAUAUUUGUUUUGUUGAAAUAGAGGUUCCUGACAAAGUCAAAAACUCUUGAUGCAAAAAAAAGCUAAUUUAAGAGUUUUUUUUUAAGCAUUUAAAAACAAAAACUGGUCGGUGCAGACCCUAACACAGGAGGAGGGUUAAUAAAAUGUAUACUGGAUUGUGGAAUUGUGAGGACUGUUUUCUCGUAUGUUACAUGGUAAGGAAAAACUAAUGAUGCAGAAAGCGGUAAAUCCACCCACUUUCACUGUCCUCAUCCCAAAGUUUGAUUAAAAACCCAGUAAAGUUUGACCCCCUCUGUUUUUGCUGAACUUUUUUUGUCCAUCAGGAAGCGUGUCAGUGGUGUUUGUGCGAUAUGACAGCCUCAGUGACAUCCUGAAGCCGAGCAGCGACCCAGGUGUCACCGACUACUCGCGCUAUGCAGGAACAGGGGAAAUCACUGUCAACUCCCAAGUCGUGGCAGCAGCCGUCAAACCUGCUGACGUUUACCAACUUGACCAUGUCACCUUCACUCUGAGACACAAUGAGGUAAAAACUGUGCUGUGUGCUGAGACAACACCAUUUUUUUUUUCACUGUACUCUUUACCCAGACUUUUACAGUCUGUGCUGCUGCAGAGCAUCAGUUUCUCUGCCAGUGAGGAGUUCUUUUUUUUUACUUCUUGAAUAUUUUGACCUGAUUACAGCUGGUGGAUUUGUUAUUAUUCCUUAUUAAUUUCCCCACUGACAUAAUUUAAAACUGAACAUAACAGUGAAGCACCGCCCAUCUUAUUAAAAAGUUUUUUGACACAUCUAAAUGUGAUCCAGGUGAAGGUUUUCUCCUCUUUCUCAGAAUCUCAAACUAACUUCUUCCUCCUCUAUAGUUCUCCAUUAGCAUUUGCCUCUGAUAUGAUCUUGUGGAGUUUAAAAGUAGUAGUUAGUGCAAUAGCGUUAAGUCUGGUGAAGUUUUAAGGCGUGUGCUUCUGCAAUGACCAUUAAAUCAAGAGAAAAUGGAGGCGAUAGAGUGAAAGAAAUGAGGGAAAUAAUCCUAAAAGUUAAUGUACUGUUGUUGUCUUUUAAGAUAAUUAAAAUGUAUGAGGAAGUGAAAUCAUUAUUUUUGUGGGGCCUUGGAGGCUUUAGCCUAACAAAGGAGCUGUUGAUUUAUGUGGGCCAGUGAAAAAAUCCACUGUAAAUUACCCUGAAAGACCAACAAUCAAUAUUUUGGCUCCACUCACUGCUGGCAAGGUAUUUCCCAGCGAUGUACUUCUUUUUUUCUGGCCUGAACCUGGUUAUUAUUUUUGUGACACACUGCAUACAUUUAUUAAGAGGAAAACGAGGCAUUCAAGGGUACGUCACUAAUGGAAAUUCAAAUGCAAUGAUAAUGGGAAUUUAUAAAGCAAAGUCAUGAGUAAUCUCAGAAAACACUAUGUAAUAUAUUUUAAAUUAACUUCUGUGUGACCACAACACCGGUUUAAUGAAAAUGUGUUGAGCUUCACUUUUCACAUGAUUGUGUGAACCUCAAUAUUCAAUAACACAUGCAGAAUGUACAGCAGACUGCUCAUUUGUAGGUCUUAUUAAUAUUAUUUCAUUACUACAUUUUGACCAAAAAAAAAGGAGCAAGGCAAUUCAUUUUCAUUCAAAUUAUUGAAAGUCUAAUUAAAUUAGAUAUUAAGCAAUAUUUUUGAGAACAUAAGAAUGAUAAAUGUAGACGGUAUAAAGGUUAUUUAUGAAGUUGAAUAAACAAUAGAAUUAAAGCUACUGUUCAGGUUUUUCUAUUUGUAUGGCGCCCCCCUGUGGUGAAAGGGAUGCCUCUUUUCUCACAGCAGAUUUUGUCAAGUUGUAUUCAAUGAUAAAAAGUCAAACUUUGAUGUUAUUUAAACAUCAAAAUCAGUGUAAUUAUGAUAAGAUAGAUAAGAUAGUCGGUUUUGUUGCUUGACUGGUGUGUUUUUGUAAGUCAGACUCUUUCAAAACUGUUCACAGAAGCCUUGAAUUAAUAUAAUUAACCCUUUAAUGCCUUUUAUAUCAUAUUUGAUACAUACUUUUAUAUACUGAUCAACAAAUUACUAAAAAAAACACCUGAUAGAUUCCGAUAAAUGAUAAAAAUGUCCUCUUGUAGUUUAUACGUUUUCAAAAACAUCUAGUGUACCAAAUGAGAUAAAUAAAUCUAUUUGUUAAAUUUUAAGGACUUUUUGAUCUUUUUGGUUUUCAGCACAAAUUUGAAUUAUCUGGCCAUAAUUUGUGGUGUCAGGCUUUUAAGGGCUAAAGUGCAUUUAAAAUUUUAAUCAAGAUUUCAAAGAUCUGUGCGGGUCACUUUGGCAUGACCUGCUUAACAUGUUUGAAGCACCUUUGUGAUGUAAUGUCUCGAAGGAGCGCAGGUCAAAAACUAAUAAAAGCGGCUCAGCUAACAGCCUCCCUGUUCCCCUGUCUCCCCUGCAGCCCAUCGACACUAACGCCGAUGUGACCAAGUGUGCCUUCUGGGAGUACGAGCCCGACAGCCUGCAGGGCCACUGGGCCACUCAUGGCUGCAAGACCGUCCACGUCAACAGCAACGCUACUACCUGCUCCUGCAGUCACCUCACACACUUCGCCAUCCUCAUGUCCUCUGGGCGAGCCAAUGUGAGUGGUCAGAUAUUAAAAAUACAACACUAACAGAGCAAAGGUAUUUCGCGUUUUGAAUUUUUACAUCAAGGCUUUCAAUAAUUUAUUGAAAUGAUUUAAGGUCGAUGGUGAACAAAUGUAUUUUCAAUGAGGGCGAGGGUUCAACCUUGUACCUGGAUUCUGCAGUAAUGGUUGAAGUGACACCUGGACUUUUUUUUAAUUUACAUAUUUAGAAAAAAAAUUAUUUAUUGAAGUUUUAUUGGAGAGACACUCCAUUUUUAACCUCACAUGUACUACUGAUAAGAUUUUUUACAUGCACAACUGUACUAUGGACACCCAGUCUAUUUUCUUACUUCUUAAUGUGAAUAUGUACAACGAUAACAAAUCAUAAAAGAUAUUUACAUCGGCUAUAGACAUUUUAAAUCAUCUUUCAUUGCUAACAGUUUGAAGACAGAGGAGUAUUUAGUUCAUCCAUUACCUUUAAGUUCAUGUGAAACUCCAAUAAAACCACAAACAUGUUAUAAAUAUUCUUAUUUUGUGUACAUAUUCAACAAAAUUUGGAUUAAACACCACCUAUGUGUUUUUCCACAAACUGUAUCCCGUGUUGAAGCUCCUGAUUGACAACACGAGCAAACUUCUGACUAUCCACCUUUCUCUCCCCUUCGGUUUAGCAAGUGUCAGAGUCCGUGCUCGGGUAAUAUUUUCCAAAAGCUGCAAGACAGCAUUUUGUUCCACAGAAAAAGUCUCCACACACACACACACACACACACACACACACACACACACACACACACACACACACACACACACACACACACACACACACACACACACACACACACACACACACACACAAAAACAAGUAAAAAGAAAGCUGUGAAACUCUGUCAGGGUCAGUCGCUCCUGUAGGCAAGGUGGCUCACAACAGAUAUCGACUGGAAAAGAAACUUAGAGACAAAUCCACCCACAACUUUUGAAGAAACACUCCUCAUUGAUUUAUAGAGCUUAACAGUGCCCCCAACUUUAUAGAUUUUCUACCAGCAUUGUACUGAGAAAUGUUGAGAUUUUGGGAACAUCAGAGAGAAAAAUCUUAAAAUGAUGAAUUCAUUUGCCAAAAAAUGUAAGUGUAAUGAUGCGUGUUCAGGUAUUCAGGUAAAAUACGAGUGUAAUUUUCCAGCUGUCUGAUAACAGGAACCACAGGCCCAUAAAUUUCCCAUCCCUGCAGCCUUGUACCCUGUAACAUCGAAUGAUUUCAAGCAGGGAAGACAACAAAUUACAACUUCAGGAUGAAACUGUGAAUGAAACACCUCCCCUUCCAUUUGCCUCCCAGCUGGUGGCCCAUCAUACCAUCCUGACCCGGAUCACCCAGCUGGGGAUGAUUAUCUCCCUCAUCUGUCUGUCCAUGUGCAUCUUCACCUUCUGGUUCUUCAGCGAGAUCCAAAGCACCAGAACCACCAUCCAUAAGAACCUGUGCUGCAGCCUCUUCAUGGCCGAGUUCAUCUUCCUGGUGGGGAUCAAUAUGAACACACACAAGGUGAGCCACGGGUGAAACAAGGGUAAGAGGCUUGUGUGUGUUUUUGUGUCCUGUGUGGCUAUCCUGCCUUUAUAUCCAUUGUUGAGCUAUAGUGGGUGGUAUUGCACACUUUUUUUCUUCUUUUGUGUUGUUGUUGUUGUAAUUGAUUAAAAAACAAUCAUUCAGAUUCUGGUGCAGAAAUCUUUGGUCUGUAUUUAAUAAAACACUGCAGGUCUCCUUUGAGUUGGUUAAACAGCAACAGAUUAGCACAAAUAUUUGAACAGAGGGACACAAACAGGCUUUUCUUUAACAUUAUAAACUUGUAAAAUCUCUUUCUCACUCUCCUCCUCUCUUCUUUUGUGUCCCUCGGCAGCUCUUCUGCUCCGUUAUUGCCGGGCUGCUGCACUAUUUCUUCCUCGCGGCCUUUGCCUGGAUGUGCAUCGAGGGCAUCCAUCUCUACCUAAUCGUGGUCGGCGUCAUCUACAACAAAGGCUUCCUGCACCGAAACUUUUACAUCUUCGGCUAUGGGAGCCCAGCGGUGGUUGUGGCCAUCUCAGCAACACUUGGCUCCCAGUAUUAUGGCACCGAUAAAGUGUGAGUGGAAAUUUAAGCUUUAUCCUUUUUUUUGUACGCAGUUUUGUGAGGACAAAAGUGUUAACAAAGACCUCUUUUCAACUUUAAUUUAGUCUUUUUCAUGAGAGAAAGAUAAACAAAUUACAUUAAUUAUAAAAAUAAAAAGCAGAAAGAUUAAAUUUGGCCUAUAGGGAAGACGAGGAUGCUCAGACCGUCCUGCAGAGAGUAAAGUAAUGAGUGCAUCAGUGUUAAAAAGAGGUUUUGCAUACAGAGCACUAAAUAAAAGUAAGUCUCCUGUUUAUUAAAGCCAAAUCUAAUCAAAAGAUUGAGGUUAUGUAGAGGAUGUGCUGAUGGUUCAUAACUGUGUGCAGUUAUUUUUGUUAUUGUUAGAUAAGAAGGGUCUGUACUUGCCCAUACAAUGUUGUUAUAAUUAAGAUUAAACUAGAUUAGACUCAAGUAAAUAGAUAACAUAUUGCUUCAGCUGGAGGAGGGAUUAUUGCUGCAAAAAGAUCUUAGCACACACUUUCAGUAAAUAAAAGAGCACUCUCUGUCUUUGUGUUGUAGCUGUUGGCUGAGCACAGAAAACCACUUUGUAUGGAGCUUCAUCGGGCCUGCAUGUUUGAUAAUCCUGGUAAGAUCGGGUGUUUUUAUCACAUCCUAAGAAAAUCACAGUUAAGAUAUUAAUUGGAGUCCACAAAUAAGAAGUGUUUUCCAAGAUAAAUAUUCAGUCCGUGUUUGUUUUGGUUGUUCUCCACAAAAGGUUAAUCUCUUGGCUUUUGGUGUAAUCAUCUACAAAGUAUACCGGCACACUGCUGUGAAAAAGCCUGAAAUCAGCCACUAUGAAAACAUCAGGUAGGAUUAUGUUUUUGCUUUUUUUUUCUUAUUCAAGAAGGUCAAAAAACUCUUCUGUAAACCAAACAGUCAGUUCCUCCUUUGGUGGAUUAUUAUGGCAUCAUGUGGUGUCCUGCCUGUAUCUAAUUACUAUUAGCGAAAUGAGUUUUGUGUAUUGUUACCCUCAGGUCUUGCGCCCGUGGUGCGUUGGCUCUGUUGUUCGUGCUGGGAGCCACCUGGACUUUUGGAGUGUUGCACAUCCUCAAUGAGACCACCCUCACUGCCUAUCUGUUCACCAUCACCAAUGCUUUCCAGGGGAUGUUCAUCUUUAUCUUCCUCUGUGUCCUGUCCAGAAAGGUAUGAAAUAUCAAAUUCAAAGUUUGAUUUUCCAAAAUAUAAGUUUUUGGGUGUUUUAUUUCUCAUCCGAUAAUGCAAAUACAUUUUAAAUCUGUUAUGAUACAACUUACCCGAUGUGGACCUGUACGAUGGUUCAUUCACGAUGCAAAUUUAAAGAGCCGUAGGUGGUAACCAUGGACACAAACUAAGAUUGUGUCCAUGGAAAAUGUUUGGGUUGCUUAGUAACAACAUCACACUUAAGAUAAGUGGAACUAGUUGAGUUGGUAGAGGGAAAAAAAAGCAAUAAACUGUUGUCUCUUAUCACUUUAUACCACCCGUGGGGCUGUUGUAUGAAAGCAAUAUCACACUCAAAGUUGAAUCUGAAUGUUAGUACGCUGUGAUUUACUCGUCCUGGGGCCUCAUGCCUUUGAGCCAAUAACUGAGUCACAGCACUGCUCAUAUUAAAUGUAGUCAUAGUACAAAAUUAGUCUGGCAUUGCCCAGAUAGUGGGACAAGGCAGUCUAACAUCAUAACCUGUGGAUUUUCAAGUUCUAUUUAAGAAUGUAAUAAUUUCUCCAUAAUAUCACCAUAAUAUACAGGAUCACAUGACAUUACAUUGUUUUAUUUUACUGUAUUGUGGUAAAGCUGUGUGUUCAUCUUUAACCUGUACUUUUGUGUCUCUUGUCCUAGAUCCAGGAGGAAUACUACAGGCUCUUCAAAAACGUCCCAUGCUGUUUUGAAUGCCUGAGAUGAAUAACUGCAGCAAAUGCCUGAUCACCUGAAUAAUAUUCAACACUUCAGCUCACCAAUAUCAUCUGACUCAUGCUUUUAUGUUUUUUUAAAAUGAUGUGGGAGAAACUGUUCCAAACAGAGAUUUAAUAAAUGAAAACACAUGCAGCAGCUCUUGUAGUUUCUAAAUGUGUUGAUUCUCCUUUUAUAUGACCUCCAUCAUUUAUACAUAUUUUUUUAGACACAGGAUCUCUUUGUACGAUACAAAUAUACAAUAUUUUCAGUUUGAAUUAACGCCUUUGCUAUUAGCAGCAAUUACACACCAUGCCAGCACCCUGAUGUCUUUGUACCUUUCUUUGUGUUAAAAACUGUUUUCUAAGUUAUUAAAAAAAUUCGUAAACUAACACAAA
This is a messenger RNA of Xyrichtys novacula (pearly razorfish), 14304 nucleotides long. The record is from the annotation of a GenBank genome assembly. NCBI's taxonomy places the organism in Eukaryota, Metazoa, Chordata, Actinopteri, Labriformes, Labridae.